CUAUUUUGCGUGACCAUAGAUUAAUGUGUAACCCACAAUCAAAAUGAGCCAAAAAAUAUCACAUAAAAUUUCCGCUAACAGUUCAAAUUGUAUAUGCAGAAUUUGUUUUAAAGAAGCAAACAUUUUAAUAAGUGUAUAUGAUAAAAUAGAAAAAGGAUUCUUCCAGAACAUUUUUGUUUAUAAUGCCUUAAGAGAAGUAUUGGGAAAAAGUAUUAUAGAACUUGCUGGAGAUAUUUGUACUUUCAUAUGUUCGGAGUGCUUGGAAAAUUUGAAAAUUGCCUACGGAUUUAAAUUGCAAUGUCAGGAGUCUGAAAAACUGCUAACUGAAUUUUGGGAACUCUCAAAAUUAGAAAUCGCUAAAGCUCGGCCAAUACAAGAAGAUGUAGAUUCAGCAUCUGUAGAAAUAAUAUCUAAAAGUGGAAGAUUUGAUCUAAAAGACUUGUUUGUUAUUGAAGGCAAUAACAAUGAAGAAAAGUCUUCAUUUAGUGGUUUUCUUAAAAAUUUAGGAACUGAAAUUUCGGCUGAAUUUGUUCAUAAAAACAGCAGAAAGAAAGACAUCAACAAAUUUAGGGACACUUAUUCUGUAUCAAUUGAAAAGAUUAGUAACUUUAAGAAAAACAAAAUCAUUAAAACUGAUAGUUAUGUCAGCCAAAUUAAAGACAUCAAUCAAUUUGCAUGCAGAAAGUUUAAGAGGACUUCUAGCAGUCAAUUAGUAUUUGAAGACCAUCAGAAGAGGUAUGAUAGAAAUACAUUUUUGUGCCACUUGUGUGGUCAUAUUGCCAAGACAAAGUCAAGCUAUUAUAAUCAUAACAUCUCUAAACACAUGGAAAAGAAGUUUGAGUGCAAACUGUGUGGGAAGAAGUACUUGUAUAGCAGUAAUCUACAAGUUCAUAUAAAUGCUAUCCAUUUGGCAAAUAAAUCAUAUUUGUGUACAAGAUGUGGUAAAAGGUUCAGUUAUUCAAAUGCUUUAGAAUAUCACAUGAGACUUCAUACAGGUGAAAAAAAGUACGUUUGUACUUAUUGUGGAAAACGUUUUACAAUGGCAGGCAGUUUAAAGAGGCACAUUCGAACACAUACAGGUGUACGACCCUACAGUUGUCGCUACUGCGACAAAUCCUUUCGAUCCAAGGGAGAAGUGGACUGCCAUGAAAUGACUCACACUGGUUAUCGGCCAUACACUUGUAAAUAUUGUGGGAAGGGAUUUACAAAGACACAUAAUUUAAAAGUGCACAUACAGUGCCACCCUGGGCCUCACAUAUGCUUUAUUUGUUACAAGACAUUCACUGAAACUGCCUAUGUUAAAACGCAUUUAAAAGUUGUUCAUGGAGUUAAAGAGCUACCAAAUGAAAAUCUUUUGGAGGACAAAUAGUGUAGACACUGACCGAUCUAAUAAAUUUUUCUCUAAUAAAUGAGCACUUUCUUCAGUCCUGAAUGGGUGUCUUGGAUCAAUUUCUUUUAUUUUACGUGCCAGUUCUCUAAUAUCAC
Messenger RNA from Agrilus planipennis (emerald ash borer), 1485 nucleotides. Its product is annotated as gastrula zinc finger protein XlCGF46.1-like. Gene Ontology annotation, cellular component: nucleus. The record is from RefSeq and is a predicted model, not a curated record. Gene Ontology annotation, biological process: regulation of DNA-templated transcription. Bases 44 to 1369 code for a protein of 441 amino acids. Gene Ontology annotation, molecular function: RNA polymerase II cis-regulatory region sequence-specific DNA binding; DNA-binding transcription factor activity, RNA polymerase II-specific; zinc ion binding. NCBI's taxonomy places the organism in Eukaryota, Metazoa, Arthropoda, Insecta, Coleoptera, Buprestidae. The transcript is spliced from 4 exons.